CCAAACAUCUUUUUUCCCUAAUGUUUUUUUUCUCUCCAACCAAUCAAGAAUGAGGAGAGACCAAAAGUUAGUAACCUGAAUGAUCACGACUGAGUCACCGGGGCUGUCUGGGAUGGGGAGGAGUGUGUGCUGCUGGUGCUAAUAUGACAGUCAUAAAUCCCUGAUUUAACCUCAGUGGAAGUCUGAGAAUCUGCAGCCGAGGUCUGAACCGCCAGCAGGCUGAGCGCCUCCUCAGAUGCUGAGGAAGGAGGGUGGAGGCAACACGAAAAAGGAAAAGGAGGUUUCAGCACCGGAGCUGUCCGUUCUGCUGCUCCUGGAGAACGCUCUAUUCUAUCUAAUGUCUGUCUGUUUUUCUAAGGAGGAGCUCCGAUCUCUCUGAGGAGGAUAACAAACUGCCAUCCAUCUCCCUGCAGAACGGGGGAGAGCAGAAAACAGAAAGGUGCACAUACUUCAUUCGAGUCUUUGCCAUGCUGGACGGCCGGGCUUGAGGCAGAGAGGAUAAAGUCCCCCUCCUUCCAAAAUAACCAGGCUUGGUUGUUUUUUUCAUCCCUUUACGCCAUGGGAGUCCUCAUGUCAAAGAAGCAGCAGGUGGAGAAGGUGCAGAAAUGCAGCGCUGUCGUCUCUGCCUUCCAGGCUGGGAUCAAGGAUCGCGCUGUCGCAGUUAAGCAGCCAGAAGGAGAUGCAGAGGAAGGCGAGGGGCCUGCCCAGACAUCAGCCAAUCAGGAAGAAAAAAGAACAGAGGACGGCGGGCAAGAGGAGACGGACAACAGCGCGGGUCCGUCCACCUCCCAGCAGGCCUCAGCUCCGGCAAGGGACGAGUGCAAAGUGAACCAGGAGGCCUGGUCAAGGUUACGGGACGGGAAAGGGGUCGAGCCGGAAGACCUGGAGAAGAGCCAUCAGCUCACGCCGCCUGCUUUCGUUCGACCUAAAAGGGAAGCUGACGAUGACCAGCCUGUAGAGGUGGAGCUGGAAAAGAAAGAGCAGCCACCGAGCGAUGAGAUGUGCGAUGUGUGCGAGGUGUGGACGGCCGAUGACUUGUAUCCCUGCCGGAUCUGCACUCGAGUGUUUCACGACGGCUGCCUGAGGGAGCUGGGCUACCUGCGAGCCGAGGCCUUGCAGGAGAUGAGAGAUACAGCCCACACUGUUACUGGCUGGAGCUGCUACUAUUGUGACAAUCUGAAUCUACUCCUGACAGAGGAAGAGAUGUACAGCCUCAUGGAGACCUUCAAGCAGUGCAAGAUCAUCCCAGAGUCAUGCCUGGUGUCAGAUGAGCUGCUGCAGUACCGCCACUUUGUCUCCAAGCAGCAGUUUGAGAAGGACCUGACUGAUGAGCAAGAGGAGGAAGUCCUGGUCCAGUUUGCUGCGCUGGAUCCGGAGAAGAAGGGUCACAUUGAAUGGUCGGACUUCCUCUACUUUGAGUCUCUGGCUGUGUUGAAGAAGUUUCGCACGGAGAACUCUCUGGUGCGUCUGUUGACCGCCAAGGAAAGAGACAGCGCAAGGUCAGUGUUCCUGGGUCUGGCUCUGGAUAAAGAUGGCGUGAUCUCAAGAGCCGAGUGCCGCCAGGCCCAGCAGUCCUGGUUCCACAACCUCAACAAAGACUCACAGUCCUGCAAUGUGAGACUCAUGGGAUUCUGCUCUCCUAUGAAUUGUGGCAUAAGUAACGUAGGCCCCAUAUGUGAGAGCAGCCCGGCCAGCUCUGGCAGUGAAAGGAGCAAGGCUGAUGAGAGCAGCGACUUUAGGCAGCGACUACAGGGAGCCAGCCACCAUUGCAAAGAGAAGAGCUACUCGAGAGAGGCUGAAGUCUCGUCUAGCCUUCUAACAUGCUUGGACCAAGGUCUGACAAGGCCAGUGACCUGGGCAGACUUUCUAAGGGAGAGUGCCAUCUUUAUUCUGGCUGCACGGCCCAAUAGUUCUGCCAUGCACAUCCGGCUGCCUCUAUAGUCCAGGACCCGUCCAGCAGAGAGACGGAGAGAGAUCGAUGAGUGGGGGCAAAAGACCGACCAGAUGAGUGGGGGCAAAAGACCGACCAGAUGAGUGAGGGCAAAAGACCAACCAGAUGAGUGGGGGCAAAAGACCAACCAGCUGAGUGGGGGCAAAAGACCGACCGACCGACAUGCUGAAGCUCGGCCAUCGACAGCAUCUCUCCUCCUUUGCGUCACCUCCACACCACAACACUGACAACACUGACUGACUGACUGACACACCGACGAGGAAAGUGACAGCUGCUGCUGCUGCUGGGUCCCAAACUCCAAAAAAACACCAAAAACUGACAGCUAGAACUAUCAGAAUUUCAGCUAGAACAGGACGAGGAAGAACUGCCACCCACUGGGAACUAGUCGGUCGGGGAUGUUUGUGAAAACUUUGAGCGAGUAUCAGUCAGACAGACGGGCUCCAGACUGGACCUCCAGCUUCAUAAUGUACCUUACCAAGUGGGUCCAUUAGUGUGACGGCAGGCUGUUACUCUUUCAAAUAUUCAAUCCUUUCAGGCCUCAUCAUGUCCUAAAGCGUACUCUAUUGUGUUAUUCACCAUCAAAAUUGUUAGUCACGCUGCUGCACAGAGGCACAUGCAAAUAGCACCCACAAUUUAAAGUCUGCUGAUGAACCCCUACAGCUACAUUAUCAGAACAUAUAGCAAACAACAAUGAAAGCUAUCUGCAUACAUUAUAUUAGGCAGAUACUGCUAUACAUGCUAGUAUAAAUUAUUAUUGUUAUUAUGCAUUAAUCAGCAGGCUGUAUUUAUUCCUGUAUCCCAUGGUGUAUCCUCUGUUUCCCCCAUUUUCAUCCAAGAAUCUGGGUUCUUCUGAGGAUAACAUCUGUUAACCCUGUAAGUGACAUGUAUAUACUGACUACCAUAUAUUUGUCGCUCCUCCUGUCCUUUUAUUGUCUUGUUUUAUGUCCAUGUCAUUAUUACUUGCACUGAGGGAAUGAGCUGUAUCUAGUUGGACUGUUGUUGUGUGAAUAACCGCCACUGUACUGAAAUGCCGUAAGACAAUGUGAGGUCUUGAGCAAAUACUCAAAAGUACAUUAGUAAAUUCUGCAGAAGCACUGUUUAAAAGAGUAAUUGCUAUGGAAAACAUGUAGGGAAUUAAUGUUCACCGAGGUUAUACGUUAAUUUCACAUGAAACUGCCCCUAGAAUCAUAUCACUGGAAACAUAACUAUAGGACUUCAUGUAGUGUUUAUGCCAUGUAAUAAUGAAGGCUCUAUGCCAGGUCGUCCUAGUGAAUAAAGUAUGGAAAUGACAUGAAACUUGUGUCAUAAUGCUGAAAUAAACGCAUGGCAUUCAGA
Messenger RNA from Acanthochromis polyacanthus (spiny chromis), 3286 nucleotides. It is a transcript of the gene phf24, whose product is annotated as PHD finger protein 24. The record is from RefSeq and is a predicted model, not a curated record. The transcript is spliced from 10 exons. Bases 559 to 1941 code for a protein of 460 amino acids. NCBI's taxonomy places the organism in Eukaryota, Metazoa, Chordata, Actinopteri, Pomacentridae.